AUGUCACUUAAACUUUUGUCAGUUGCUUUGUUAACUUUUUUUCACGUUCCAGCCCGGGCUCUGAAAAGGCCUGUUGACUCAGAUACCUCUGUUGCCUAUGCCACCUAUAUCAACUUCGCUGAACAGGACAUCCUGGAGAACGACGAUGGCCUUCCUACCCAUCCUCUCCUCCCGCAUUAUGGUAAGGCUACCUGUCCUAUCACUACCGAUGGAAAUGGACGACAGCAGCUAGAGGCACAUUUGAGCUACUGGGAAGGUACAUACUGGAUGUAUGCUGCCACUUGGGCCUGCGGAGGCUCGCUGCUCAGCUACGGCAGAGUGAGUGGUAUGAAUUGGCCGGCUAUUCCGAGUUACCCGCGAGGAGACUACGGGGAGGAUGGCAACUGCGGCAUAAAGUCAUACAAGUCCCCUGAUCUUGUCAACUGGCAACUGGUCGACUUCUACCAGCCAGCGAUCGAUGUUGCAAACGUAACCAAACCUCUCGUUAGGUACAGUAACUCGACGGGGAACUAUGUCCUCUUUAUGGGGGGAAACGAUCAGUCCAACUUUUACUAUGCGACUUCCAAGGCUCCCGGUGGUCCAUGGAGUGAGCCACCUUCUCUGAUGACAGGGGAACACCUAACACACGACUUUGACGUCGCUGUGGGCCCUGACGGUGCGCAUUACAUUCUCACUGACACUUGGAGUAACGUCACCAAGAAUCAAGCCACAGGCCACUCUGUUCCGGUCUAG
Molecule: messenger RNA, 732 nt
Organism: Fusarium odoratissimum NRRL 54006
Lineage: Eukaryota; Fungi; Ascomycota; Sordariomycetes; Hypocreales; Nectriaceae
Exons: 1
Coding region: 1-732 (243 amino acids)
Source: RefSeq, a predicted model, not a curated record